AUGUCUUCCUCCGAACCGCCGGAACCGCUAUCCCUAACCUCCACUAGUCCUUACAAUACCGCCGUCUCCUUCCUCUCCCUGCCACCGCAAUUGCCACCAUCUCAUCCCCUCAUCCCUCCCCCUUCCUCCCUCCCCCACUCUAAACUCAUCCCCAAAACUCGCUUUAUAGUCGAUGGUUUCAAACACGCCGAUUCCAAUUUCUCCGUUUCAUACUUUCUCUCCCACUUCCACUCUGACCAUUACACAGGCCUAACGCCGCAAUGGUCCAAAGGCAUCAUAUAUUGCUCCUCCAUCACUGCUCGCCUCCUCCACCAAAUCCUCAAAAUCCCACAACCCUUCAUUUUUCCGUUACCUCUAUCCCAACCCGUUUUCAUUGACGGCUCGGAAGUUUCCCUUAUCGACGCCAAUCACUGCCCUGGUGCGGUUCAGUUCUUAUUUAAAGUCCCGGUAUAUUGUAAGAGUAAAGGUAAUGAUGGUGGUGAAGGUAAUAACAAUGUUAUUAAGUUUGAAAAGUAUGUUCAUACUGGUGAUUUUAGGUACUGUCAUGAAAUGAAGAGUGAGAGCGUGUUAAGUGAAUUUAUUGGUGCUGACGCUGUGUUUUUGGAUACGACAUACUGUCAUCCAAAGUUUUUGUUUCCUAGUCAAGAGGAGUCCAUUGAUCACAUAGUUGGGGUUAUUGAGAAAACAAGGUGGCAGAAUGAGGGUGAGAAUGCGAAGAAUGUGUUGUUUCUAGUUGCGACAUAUGUUAUUGGGAAAGAAAAAAUUUUGAUGGAGAUUUCGCGGAGGUGUAAAAGGAAGAUUCAUGUGGACGGUAGGAAGAUGUUGGUUUUGAGUGUUUUGGGGUUGGAGGAAAGUGGGGUGUUUACGGUGGAUGAAUCUAAAACUGAUGUUCAUGUUGUUGGUUGGAAUGUGUUGGGUGAGACUUGGCCAUAUUUUAGACCCAAUUUUUUGAAGAUGAAGGAAAUUAUGAAUGAGAGGGGGUAUUCAAAGGUUGUGGGUUUCGUUCCAACUGGGUGGACUUAUGAAGUGAAGCGGAAUAAGUUUGCGGUGAGGACUAUGGAUUCAUUUGACAUUCAUCUUGUUCCCUAUAGCGAGCAUUCGAACUACAAUGAGCUGAGGGAGUAUGUGAAGUUUUUGAAGCCAAAGCGGGUUAUUCCCACUGUAGGUUCAGAUGUUGAGAAAAUUGAUAGCAAACAUGCUAAUGCAAUGCAGAAGCAUUUUGCUGGUUUGGUUGAUGAAAUGGCCAUCAAGCAAGAAUUUUUGAUGGGUUUCCUUCGCUGUGGGGCCCAGGAAGUGGAUCCAAAGGUUGAUAAAGAUCCUGCUUCUCCUUUGGACAAUUUCCCAGUGCAGAAGGAUGAUGGCACUUUGUCUGCUCCAAAUUGUGGCAAUGACAUUGAAGUGGGAGGUGACACGAAAUCUAUAUUUCCUCAGCACGAACUUGGUUCCCCUCAUUUAGUGCUCCUGAAAGAAAAAGAGAGAGAUAAAUCUGUUCAAGAACUUCAAGACUGCUUGCCCAGUUGGGUGUCUCGAUGCCAGAUGUUGGAUUUACUUGGUGAUUCAGGCGGAGACAUUGUUGAAGCAGUCUCUAGUUUUUAUGAACAUGAAAUUGAAUUCCAUAAGCAGGCCAUGGCGAGUACAUCUGUCCCCUGUACUUUGCAAGCAAGUGCAGAAAAUGAGCCUGCUUUGCCCUUUGAAUCACUUCCUGUUAAGAGUGUGCAUAAUGAUGAGGAUGUUUCUUGCACUCAGAGCUAUACAUUAUCUCGCUCUGGAAAGUUAAAGAAGAGUGGAAUUGCUCCAGGGAAAAGAAAGAGAAAUCUUGAUAGCAAGCCGACAAAAAGAACACGAACAAAACCAAGCCAGUCCUCUGGUGGUUCAAAGCAGUAUACCAUAACAAGGUUCUUUGGUAAACAAAUGCCUGUUGUCUCUGAAGAUAGUAAAGUUGGAACAGCAUUUAAUCAAUGUAAUGAUGAUCAAAGUAGGUUUGCUGAUGAUGCUACCGAACCAUACAAAGAAGAGGUGGAUCAGUUUAUUCAGAUUGUAAAUGCUGGUGAACAAUUAAGAAGCUAUGCAGCUACCAUCCUCGAGAAGGCUAAAGGAGACAUCAAUACGGCUCUGGAUACAUAUUAUAGUGAUUAUACUGUUAUUGUCAAUGAGAAAAUAGGCAGGUCGCCAGAAAGUAAUGAAUUGAUUAAAUCUGAAUGUUCCAGUAGAAUUUGUUCUGACAAAAAUUCUGAUCUAUCACAAAGCAAUAAAUUGGGAAAUAAGUCUGAUAUUUCUUUUGCUGCUCAACCAACAGACUCUGGGAAUUAUUUAUUACUACCUCCUGACAGAUAUUCUCCAAUAGAGCAUGCUUGCUGGAGGAAAGGACAGCCUGCUCCAUACAUACAUAUAGCACGGACUUUUGAUCUAGUUGAGGAUGAAAAGGGCAAGCUAAAAGCUACAUCAAUGCUAUGCAAUAUGUUUAGGAGCUUGCUGGCCCUUUCACCUGAGGAUGUGCUGCCUGCUGUUUAUUUGUGCACAAAUAAAAUUGCUCCUGACCAUGAAAAUAUGGAGCUGAAUAUUGGUGCAAGCAUUGUAGUUUCAGCCCUGGAAGAGGCAUGUGGGACAAACAGGUCUAAAAUAAGCAAUCUUUAUAACAGCCUUGGUGAUCUUGGCGAUGUUGCUCAACUUUGCCGGCAAACACAAUCACUACUUGCCCCUCCACCAGUUCUUACAAUUCAAGGAGUGUAUUCAGUUCUCCAAAAGAUAAGUGUGCAAACAGGUAGCGGCAGCACAUUCCGGAAGAAAAGUCUCAUUGUGAAUCUCAUGCGUUCAUGUCGAGAGAAGGAAAUGAAAUUCGUUGUCAGAACUUUGGUUAGAAAUUUAAGAAUUGGAGCUAUGAUGAGAACUGUACUUCCUGCUUUGGCUCAGGCUAUUGUGUUCAAUUCUGCUGAUACAGAAACUGAGUGUUUGAAGGAUCAUCUUCAGUGCCUAUCUGGAGCAGUAGUUGAAGCAUAUAAUGUACUUCCCAACUUGGAUUUACUCGUCCCUUCCCUAAUGGAAAAGGGGGUUAAGUUCUCUUCAUUAACCUUGUCAAUGGUUCCAGGCAUACCAAUCAAACCGAUGCUUGCAAAAAUUACUAAUGGAGCCUCUCAAGUACUGAAGCUCUUCCAAAACAAAGCAUUUACAUGUGAAUACAAAUAUGAUGGCCAGCGAGCUCAAAUUCACAGAUUACCAGAUGGUUCGAUACAUGUUUUCUCGAGGAAUGGUGAUGAAACCACAUCAAAAUUCCCUGAUAUAAUAAACAUAAUUAAGGAGUCAUGUCCUGGAGUAGUAACAUUUGUAAUAGAUGCAGAGGUAGUUGCAAUUGAUAGGAAGAAUGGCUUGAAGCUUAUGUCAUUCCAGGAACUGUCUUCCAGGGAGAGAGGGAGCAAGGAUUCCCUGAUUGCCGUAGACAAAAUAAAGGUCGACAUAUGCCUUUUUAUCUUCGACAUCAUGUUGGCAAAUGGAGAGAAGCUGCUCGAUUUACCCCUCCGUCAAAGACGAAAAUAUUUGAAGAACUUGUUUGGUGACGGGAAACCAGGCUAUUUAGAAUAUGCAAGAGAAAUGACAGUGGAAGCAGAAGAUUCUGAUGCAAACAAUGAAGCCACGUUGAAUAAGAUGAUCAACUUUCUUGAUGAUGCAUUUCGUUCCUCUUGUGAAGGCAUAAUGGUUAAAACUCUCGAUGUAAAUGCUGGAUAUACUCCGUCAAAGCGUUCAGAUACGUGGUUGAAGGUCAAGAAAGAUUACAUUGAAGGAUUGAGUGAUUCCUUGGACUUGGUCCCUAUUGGUGCUUGGCAUGGAAGUGGAAGAAAAGCAGGAUGGUAUAGUCCAUUCCUAAUGGCCUGCUAUAAUCCUGAUACUGAAGAAUUCCAGAGUGUCUGCCGUGUCAUGUCUGGGUUUUCCGAUGCUUUCUACACACAGAUGAAAGAGUUCUUCUCCGGGGACAAAAUCCUUUCUAAAAAACCACCAUAUUAUCAAACUUCUGAGGUGCCUGAUAUGUGGUUUUCUCCUCAACUUGUCUGGGAGAUAAAGGGUGCUGACUUCACAGUGUCACCAGUUCAUCAUGCUGCCAUUGGUCUAAUCCAUACAUCUCGUGGUAUCUCAAUCAGAUUUCCUAGAUUUAUUCGCUCCAUCUCGGAUAGAAGCCCCGAGGAAUGUAGCACAUCUGCAGAUGUAGUUGACAUGUUCCAUUCUCAGACUAGGAAAAUGGAUUUGAGUGGCAAAGAGUGA
Fraxinus pennsylvanica is the source of this 4251-nucleotide messenger RNA. The record is from the annotation of a GenBank genome assembly. NCBI's taxonomy places the organism in Eukaryota, Viridiplantae, Streptophyta, Magnoliopsida, Lamiales, Oleaceae.